AUAUAAUAUCGAGAAAAUUAAAAUCCGAAUAAAGUGGGACAAAAGAUGAUUGCCGCCAUUUCUCUCUCAACGACCAAACCCGCGGCUUCAACCAACAUAACUGUACCUUCUUCAAUCCCCAACGGUCCUCAGAAACCCAGCAAACCUCUAACUACAACCCUCAAAUGGCUCGCCAAAUCCGGCAAAUUAGACGAGGCCCUUCGCCUGAUCGAAUCCUCACCCUCCAAAUUAACAGCCACCCAGUCGGACAUCGAGGCCUACUCCCUCCUCCUCCACACCUGCAUCUCCAGAAGAUCCUUAGAGCACGGCCAAAGGCUUUAUCUCCAGCUUCUCCUCUCCGACGACAGAGGUGAAAACGGCAUCCUUCUCCGAAACCCCACCUUGAAAAGCAAGCUCAUUACGCUCUACUCCGUUUGCGGCAGAGUCGACGAUGCUCGCUCUGUUUUUUAUGAUGGGGUUGAAGAUGGUCAGAUGCCGGAGUCGGUGUGGGUGGCGAUGGCUAUCGGGUACUUGCGAAACGGGUUCUUGGUGGAAGCUUUGAUUGUGUACUGUGACAUGCUGAGCCGGUUAGUCCUGCCGGGUAAUUUCGCUUUUUCGAUGGCCUUGAAGGCGUGUGCGGAGCUGUCUGAGUUGAGGGUUGGUAGGGCGGUCCAUGCCCAGAUUGUGAAAUCCAGUGAAAAGCCUGAUCAAGUGGUGAGCAAUGCUCUGCUGCUGCUGUAUGCGGAGAACGGGUGUUCUGUGGAUGUCUUCAAGGUGUUCGAUACAAUGCCUGAGAGAAAUGUUGUGUCUUGGAACUCUUUGAUUGCGAGUUUUGCUCAACGAGACCAAGUGUUUCAGUCAUUGGAUUGUUUUAGAAGGAUGCAAGGACAAGGGAUGGGAUUCAGUUGGGUCACCCUCACGACGAUUUUACCAGUUUGUGCUAGAAUGACUGCACUUCAUUUCGGGAAAGAGAUACAUGCCCAGAUUGUAAAGUCCACCAAGAGACCAGAUGUACCUGUACUAAACUCACUUGUCGACAUGUAUGCGAAAUCUGGAGCAAUUGAUUACUGUAAGAGGGUGUUUGACGGAAUGCAAAGUAAAGACUUGACAUCGUGGAAUACUGUGCUGGCAGGGUAUGCCAGCAAUGGGUUUAUGGAAGAGGGAAUGAAAUUGUUUGCUCAGAUGGUAGAGUCUGGAAUCCGACCAGACGGGGUGACAUUUAUAGCUUUGUUGUCUGGCUGUAGCCAUGCAGGGCUUACUGAUGAAGGACAGAGUUUAUUUAGUAAAAUGAAGGAGGGUUAUGGCGUGUCACCAACAUUUGAGCAUUAUGCUUGCUUGGUGGAUCUCUUGGGUAGAGCCGGUAGAAUUAAGGAGGCGUUAGAUGUAGUGGAAAACAUGCCUAUGAAGCCGACUGGUAGCAUAUGGGGAUCGUUACUCAACUCAUGCCGGCUCCAUGGCAAUGUUUCUCUUGCAGAGCAUGCUGCAAUGGAGUUGUUUGAGCUUGAACGACACAAUCCUGGGAACUAUGUGAUGCUCUCAAACAUUUAUGCAAAUGCAGGGAUGUGGGAAGAUGUGAAUAGGGUUAGGGAACUAAUGAAGGAUAGGGGAAUAAAAAAGGAGGCUGGAUGCAGUUGGAUACAAAUAAAGAACAAAAUUCACACGUUUGUAGCAGGUGGCGGUUUUGAAUUUCGUAAUUCAACCAAGUUUAAAAAGGUUUGGAGUGAACUGAUGGAUGCUAUGGAAGAGGUUGGAUACAGCACUGACACCAGUGUUGUCCUACAUGAUGUAAAUGAAGAAACCAAAGCAAUGUGGGUUUGUGGACAUAGUGAAAGAAUCGCACUUAUGUUCGCACUUGUCCACACUGCUGACGGAAUGCCAGUUAGGAUUACAAAGAACUUGCGCAUUUGUGCGGAUUGCCACUCCUGGGUGAAAAUAGUUUCAAUGGUUACAGGAGAGAGAUUGUUUUGAGAGACACAAAUCGCUUCCACCAUUUCACAGGAGGAGCAUGCUCUUGCAAGGACUACUGGUAAUAAGUUAAAUAACACAAUUCUUUCUUGCUUCUUUCGACGUUCUGCCACUGUCUUUUUUUUUUUUUUCACGAUUCUUGUUUACAUUUUUUUGUGAAGUUUGAUUCUUCCUCUUAUAAGGACCGAUUAUAUAAUAAAAUUAUGUUAUGUUCUAGCA
Molecule: messenger RNA, 2163 nt
Organism: Pyrus x bretschneideri (Chinese white pear)
Lineage: Eukaryota; Viridiplantae; Streptophyta; Magnoliopsida; Rosales; Rosaceae
Product: pentatricopeptide repeat-containing protein At3g14330
Exons: 1
Coding region: 46-1947 (633 amino acids)
Biological process (GO): RNA modification
Molecular function (GO): zinc ion binding; protein binding; RNA binding
Source: RefSeq, a predicted model, not a curated record